This is a messenger RNA of Pundamilia nyererei, 490 nucleotides long. Its product is annotated as histone H2B 1/2-like. Bases 71 to 445 code for a protein of 124 amino acids. Lineage: Eukaryota; Metazoa; Chordata; Actinopteri; Cichliformes; Cichlidae. Gene Ontology annotation, cellular component: nucleosome. The record is from RefSeq and is a predicted model, not a curated record. The transcript has a single exon. Gene Ontology annotation, molecular function: structural constituent of chromatin; DNA binding; protein heterodimerization activity.
AGCGGAAAUAAAAGAGAGCCGCUCUGCGCUGACGGGCACAUUCUCUGCUGUGAAGUAGCGACGAAGAAAAAUGCCUGAACCCGCCAAGUCCGCGCCCAAGAAGGGCUCCAAGAAAGCCGCGACAAAAACCGCCGGCAAGGGAGGCAAGAAGAAGAGAAAGACCAGGAAGGAGAGCUACGCCAUCUACGUGUACAAGGUGCUGAAGCAGGUGCACCCCGACACCGGCAUCUCCUCCAAGGCCAUGAGCAUCAUGAACUCGUUCGUCAACGACAUCUUCGAGCGCAUCGCCUCUGAGGCCUCCCGCCUGGCUCACUACAACAAGCGCUCCACCAUCACCUCCAGGGAGAUCCAGACCGCCGUGCGCCUCCUGCUGCCCGGUGAGCUGGCCAAGCACGCCGUGUCCGAGGGCACCAAGGCCGUGACCAAGUACACCAGCUCCAAGUAAACUGCAGCUCUGCUGCAUCCACCCAACGGCUCUUUUCAGAGCCAC